AGUAAACAAACAAUUUGUACAUUUCAUAACAUUUAUUGGUUAACCAACCAAAUACAAAACCGCCUGGAUCUGUCACUGAACAACCUGACUUUAUCCUACAUUAUUUGAUCAUGUAAUGUUCUCAUCUACCCUCAACUGGCUUAAGGAGCCAUUUGCUUCUAGAUAUUAUUUACUUUUAUUUAAAUACCUAAAGAUACAGACUAUAGUGUUAUUAAAGUUACAUGUAGUAUUUAAUUUACAGGGCGAAUUCAACAUGAAGACCGAAGAACGAAAUCAGACUCGAAAUCUUUAAGGAUUACGAAAAAACGAACCAAGGGCAAAAUGUGUAACGAAAAGAAAACAUACCAAUGUGAGCAAUGUAGUUACGCUACUUCCAAUAAGAAUCAUAUAGGAACUCAUCAUAUUGUGGUACAUACUAGAGAGAAGCCGUUUAAAUGUGAGCACUGUAGUUACACUUGUGCCCGAAAACCUAGUUUAAAAUCUCAUAUGAUGACACAUACCGGUGAAAAACCAUACAAAUGUGAACACUGUGAUUACGCUAGUGCAAAAAAAUUUCAAGUACAACGUCAUGUUACGAUACAUACUGGUGAAAAACCUUUCAAGUGUGAGCACUGUAGUUUCGCUACUACCAGUAAGAGUAAUUUGAACCGUCAUAAUAUAGCGAUACAUACUGAUGCAAAACCUUAUAAAUGUGACUACUGUGGUUACGCUUUUGCAAAUAAGAUUUAUUUAAAAGAUCAUAUAUUUACACAUGGGGACAAACUUUACAACUGUGAUCUGUGUAGUUUCGCUGCUACCAGUCAGCGUUAUUUGACCCGUCAUAGAUUAAUACAUACUGGUGAAAAACCUUACAAAUGUGAGCAAUGUAGUUUCGCUACUACCAGUAGGAGUAAUUUGAACCGCCAUAAAAAGAUACAUACUGGUGACGUAUUUUACAAAUGUGACUACUGUAGUUACACUUGUGCACAUAAAGGUAAUUUAACAAGACAUUUGAUUGUACAUUCUGCUGAAAAACCUUACAAGUGUGAGCACUGUAGUUUUGCCACUACCAAUAACAGUGCUUUGAAACGUCAUUUAUUAACACAUUCUCGUGACAAACCGUACAAAUGUCACUUAUGUAGUUACGCUUGUGCAAGUACGCGCUGUUUAAAACGACACAUAAUUAAACAUGUGGAAAAACCUUACAAGUGUGAGCACUGUAGUUUUCUUAGUACCGAUAAGAGUUGUUUGGACGAUCAUAUAAUGAUACAUACUGGUGACAAACCCUACAAAUGUGACCGCUGUAGCUACGCUUGUGCACUGAAAAAUAAUUUAAAUAAACACAUGGUUGUACAUUCUGGUGAGAAACCUUACAAGUGUGAGCACUGUAGUUUUGCUAGUAGCAGAAAGAGUAAUUUGACCCGUCAUGUAACUAGACAUACUAGUGACAAAUCGUAAUAAUGUGAACAAAGUGAGUAAACAUUUAUAACUACCUACCUCCCUAAAGAACUGAAGGAACUGUGGUGUUUAUGAUAACUACGAACACUUUGUCGUUUAAUUAUUAAGAAAUAAUGUAAAUAUAGCCUUUUUAUCUUUCCUUAAAUAACGAAUAUUUUUUUUUCAGUUGCGUAUGGUUGAAUAUGUAGUUAUAAGUUGUCUCUGUAAUUUAAGGCCCCUGACCGGGUAUAGGAAAAAAAUGGCGAAUAAUAAUGUAAAUAUAGAUAUCAGUUCUGUAAAUAUGGUUGUAAGGAUAUUUGAUUUGUAUGUCUGUAUAGGCUGAAAGUGAAAAUAGACGUAUAGAACUAAAUUUGUAUGUUGGGUGUACAUACAAAUUUAGUUCUAUACGUCUUUAUAAAAACAAAUAUUAUUAUUAUAAACAAUACCAGGCGUGGCUCACUCCGCGAUUUCGUCGCUUUGCUACAGGUAGCUAAAAGUACAUCCAUUCGACCCCAAUUUUGGGGCUUUGCUAUAAACUGCGCGUGGCGCUGUCGCCACCUAGCGGCCAAAUAUAUCUGUGCUGAUCGUGACAGACGCGUUUUGUUAGAGAAUGAGUGUUCUGUCUCUAGAUCUAAUUCUGACACAAGUGGGCACUGUUGUCACUCUAAUAACAACAAAUAUGUUCAAGGUUGCCCGUCAAAUAUCAGAAAGCGCAGCCAAAUUCGGAUUGAUGUCCGUUGUCAUUGGAAGUAUUGAAUUCAGAAUAUUAUGAGAUAGUGUAAAUUAUUUGCUUAUGAAACAGUUUUAAUUUUAGCUAUACUUCCCUAUUCGUAUCUCCUUGGAUAUCACGGGCCUAUAAUCCCGGUUUUUUGAUAGGCUUGCGUGGGGACACAGAUCCAACACGUAGAGGCCCCUUGGAGAGCUUUAAUGUCAUGUAGAACGCCUGCUGGAACCCGUUCACAGGUGCAACUAUAGACACCCAUGAACCGGUCUCAGCAGGCAUUGGGACUAUUGUAGCAAAAGUGAAUAGUAUACCGGUCUAUGGAUUGAAAUUUGGGUGGACAAUGAGACUGGGCUAUUGUAAAGAGUUCGGACACCUGCCAUAACAAUGCUAACACACGUUAUCGGGGCAGGUGGUGACUUGCUCGCUGACUAGAUGGGCCCCUGAAACUGCCGUCGUGAAGACGACCACUUCUUCCCUAUUUAUUAUUAUUGUUUGUAUGAAUAAAUAGAAGUUAUUGAAACAGUAUAAUCAUUCCAAUAUAUGAAUUUAUGUAUAAUUAUUUAUACAGUUUUAUUAGAAAACACAAUUCCCCUAAUGAGCGCCACUGUCCAGUCGCAGGGUCUUAAGAUCUUAAGACUUGUUUAUG
Messenger RNA from Cydia fagiglandana, 2786 nucleotides. RefSeq names its product zinc finger protein 85-like. Lineage: Eukaryota; Metazoa; Arthropoda; Insecta; Lepidoptera; Tortricidae. The coding region runs from base 322 to 1437 and encodes 371 amino acids. The record is from RefSeq and is a predicted model, not a curated record. The transcript has 2 exons.